UCUUCAACUCAUUCAACACACUCACACUAACAUUCAGUACAAAAAUAUUUGUUAGCUAUGUCUCCUUCUCUUCUGGUAACCAUCUGCCUCUGCAUUUUCUUCUUGUCCGUAAAUGCCAAUGAGGUUACCGUCGGUGGAAAGUCCGGUGGCUGGAAGAUCCCUCCUUCCUCUUCUUACUCUUUCAACGAAUGGGGUGACAAGUCUCGCUUCAAAAUCGGCGACUUUCUCGUUUUCAGCUACGAAGCCGGUAAAGACUCAGUUCUGCAAGUGACGAGAGAGGCCUACGAGAAAUGCAACACCACGAGCCCGAAAGCCAGCUACACAGCAGAUGGGAACACCAAGGUGAAGCUAGACCAACCCGGUCCGGUCUACUUCAUCAGUGGAACGCAAGGUCACUGUCAAAAGGGUCAGAAGCUUCGCCUUGUCGUUUACAUUCCUCAUGUCUCUGCUUUCUCUCCGGCUCCUUCACCGUCCGACGGUCCCGCCGUUGCGCCUACUAGUGGCGCUGCUAAGCUCAUCAGCUCCUUUGGUGUCGUUGGGCUUGUUGUUGGAUUCUGGGCCUUCUUCUGAGAGAAACUUAAAUCUGAAUCCUAUUCUAUUUAUUAAUUUUUCAAACAUCUCCCUGGUCUUGUUGUUACUAAUUUAGUACUCACAAGAUCAAAUCAAAAUUAUUCAUAUAAUCUGAAACGCUUUUGCACUUA
Raphanus sativus (radish) is the source of this 701-nucleotide messenger RNA. Its product is annotated as early nodulin-like protein 15. The record is from RefSeq and is a predicted model, not a curated record. Lineage: Eukaryota; Viridiplantae; Streptophyta; Magnoliopsida; Brassicales; Brassicaceae. Gene Ontology annotation, cellular component: plasma membrane. The coding region runs from base 58 to 570 and encodes 170 amino acids. The transcript has 2 exons. Gene Ontology annotation, molecular function: electron transfer activity.